CACUAUCGUCAGCUUCCACGAGCUCUCCCCUCCUCCACACUCCUCUCGCUCUCUUCAGUUUUUCUAAUCUCCGCUCCCACUUGGAUUCACAGACCGCUUGUCUUCUUUGAUAGAUCCUAAAUUUUGCGCACAAAUCAAGGUCUUGUCUCUCCUUCUCCGAGAAGUCAAUCUUCUUGUCUUAACUUAUUAAACUGUUAGCAGCAGCUUCCAUCAGUCAAUUCAGAAUAAUGAAGGAGCUUUCAGAGAGCAAAACUUCGUCUUCUUCAACCUCAUCACCUUCAAAUCGUGUUAAAGUUUCGAAAUUUAGGGAGAAUCUAAAGUUAGAAUCAGCAAACAGAAACUCAACACAGCCAACAGGCAAGCCAAAACCAAUUUCUUCAGAGUCCUUAGCCAAUUCGAAGCUUAAAAGAUCAAUUUUUCCGAAUAAGACGAGGUUAGAUGGAGAAAUUAUUGCUUACAGAAGGGAAACAGAGGUGGAGGAUUCGAAGAAUGGGAGUCGGCUGGGAGUCCGGCCGGUGGAGAAGUAUGCCCGGCUUCGGAUAAAAUCAGAUAUAAAUUCCAGGAGAUGUGAGGAUGAACCUGAUGCCAUGGUUAAAGAUUGGCAGAAGAGAUUAGCUGAGAGUGAGAUCUUGAUGAAAGAUAUGAACUUGGAGAUUUCAUGUUUGAAGGAGGAGAUUGAGAAGCUGAAGAGCCUUAAUGUUGAGCUAGAAGAACAAAAGAAUAAACUUCUUAAUGACUUGUCCGCCGCUGAAAUUAAGAUUGCUGCAUUCAACAGAUUUGAUCAGGUACAGGCCGCAUCAGAAGUUAAGGAAGGAGCGCCCUCUGAAUUAAACAAUUUACAGAAUAACUUUGUCAAUAAGUUAGACCAAACAAAUACUAGAGAAAAGGCAGCGGAUAAAAAAAACAUUGACUCUCAAAUUCAGUCCUUUGCCAUGAAUCCUGAAGCUAAACUUGCAGAAGUUAAAUCUAAUAGUUCAUUAACUACACCCCUCCAAUCUCCUGCAGCUCUGAAAGCUCCCCCACCACCACCACCUCGACCACCACCUCCGCCUCCUCUGCGUCUUCUUCCUAGAAACGAAGGCAAUAUCCAAAACGCGACAGCUUUGGUGGAGUUCUAUCAUUGUUUGACCAAAAGAGACGUAAAAGCCAAUGGAAAUGGCUCCGUUCAGGCUUCAAGUCCUGUACAUAACAGCAUAGUUGGAGAGCUACAGAAUAGAUCUGCUCAUUUAUUAGCGAUUAAAGCAGAUGUAGAAACAAAAGGGGAGUUUAUAAAAAAUCUCAUAAAUAAAGUCCAGUCUGCGGCAUAUACAAAUAUGGAUGAUGUUCUGACUUUUGUGGAUUGGCUGGAUGGGGAGCUCUCUAAAUUGGCUGAUGAGAGAGCUGUUCUGAAGCAUUUCAACUGGCCGGAGAGGAAAGCUGAUGCAUUGAGAGAAGCAGCCGUCGAGUACCGGGAUAUUAAGCAGUUAUACGCCGAAGUUUCUUCCAUCACCGAUGAUGCCUCGCAGACCUGUGACAUCAUUCUGAGAAAAAUAGCAAACUUAGUGGAGAGGUCUGAAAGGAAUGUUCAGAGGCUGAUCAACUUGAGAGGCAUUGUCAUGGCUGCUUACCAAGACUGCAAAAUUCCAACCGACUGGAUGCUUGAUUCAGGAAUGAUUAACCUGAUAAAGCUGGCUUGUGUGAGGCUUGCGAAAAUUUACAUAAAGAGAGUGCUGUCAGAGCUUGAGCUGAACUGGCAGAUAGAGAGGAGAUCAGCUCAGGAAUCUCUCCUUUCUCAAGGUGUCAGAUUUGCUUAUCGGGUUUAUCAGUUUGUUGGAGGAUUGGAUCCUGAAACAAUGCGAGUCUUUGAGGAGCUGAGAAGCCGAGUUCAGUGGAGGGAGUCCAGAGAUAUGAUGCAAAAUCAAAUUUUUGGCAAUUAGUGCCAAAUUCAUUUUUAAUUUUCCAUUUAUUUCAAUUUCAGGGAUUUAUUUUUCACGGAUAAUUGGAAAAUGUUCCCUUCUGAACCUUUAAUAGGGAUAAUAUUUGCGUACAUAAGACGUACACAUCGCUGCGUACGUCAGGGGUUAUUCAGGAGGUAAAUGGGGGUUAUAUCCAGGUUAUAUCCCCUGUAACCUCCGUGUAACUCCCUUGUAACUUCUGUGUAACUUAUUUGUACUCAUGAAACUACAGAAGCGCGGAACCCGUUUGUAGGUUACAUGUAGUUUACAAAGAGGUUACAAUGGGGUUACAGAGGGGUGUACCCCGAUAUAACCCCCUGUACCCCCUGAAUAACCCCUGGACGUACGCAGCACUGCGUACGUCUUCUGAACCUUUAAUAGAUGGAAGGAAUAAAUUUAUAUUCUUCUUAGGACCUAUAAGCAAAAUAUUCCUUAUUAUCCACAAGAGAUGUUUGAGGGGGUUCAUAUUCUGUCUUAUAGAUGCUUCAGGGAUAUGUUAUAAUGUAAGGAUGAACAAUUACAAAUGUUAUCACGAUUAGUAAUAAAUGGUGUAUUAUAUUUUGCUUUGGUAUUAUGCUUUUUU
Molecule: messenger RNA, 2517 nt
Organism: Phalaenopsis equestris
Lineage: Eukaryota; Viridiplantae; Streptophyta; Magnoliopsida; Asparagales; Orchidaceae
Product: protein CHUP1, chloroplastic
Exons: 8
Coding region: 228-1916 (562 amino acids)
Biological process (GO): chloroplast organization
Cellular component (GO): chloroplast outer membrane
Source: RefSeq, a predicted model, not a curated record